GCGAUCCAUGAACGAGAUCGUCUGCGUGUCGGCCCCGUCAGCCCACGGCCUGGGGGCUGUUCACGUCUCCGUCAGCGUCGACCGGGCUCAGCUGGAGCGGACCUUGCUGUUCGAGUACAUCGACGAUCCCAAGGUGCAGCACAUCGAGCCCGAGUGGAGCAUCGCCAGCGGCCACACGCCUCUGACCGUCACCGGCUCCAACCUGGAUGUGAUCCAGGAGCCCAGGAUCCGCGUCAAGUACAAUGGCAAGGAGUUUGUCAACGUCUGCAAGGUGGUGAAUGCCACGGCGCUGGCCUGCCUCGCGCCCCCCCUCACCACCGAGUACCGGCCCGGCCUGGACGCCGUGGAGCGGCCGGAUGAGUUUGGGUUCAUCUUUAACAACGUGCAGUCGCUGCUGGUCUACAACGACACCAAGUUCAUUUAUUACCCCAACCCAACAUUUGAACUCCUGAGCCCGACCGGGGUGCUGGAGCAGAAACCGGGGUCACCCAUCAUCCUGAAGGGCAGAAACCUGUGCCCGCCCGCUCCUGGAGGAGCCAAGCUCAACUACACCGUGCUGAUCGGAGAGACACCCUGCGCUGUCACCGUCUCCGAGACCCAGCUGCUGUGCGAGCCACCAAACCUCACCGGCCAGCACAAAGUGAUGGUGCGUGUCGGUGGUAUCAUCUUCUACCCCGGCUCGGUGAGCAUCAUCUCCGACAGCCUCCUGACCCUGCCCGCCAUCGUCAGCAUCGCGGCCGGGGGCAGCCUGCUCCUCAUCAUCGUCAUCAUCGUCCUCAUCGCCUACAAGCGCAAAUCUCGAGAGAACGACCUGACCCUCAAGAGGCUGCAGAUGCAGAUGGACAACCUGGAGUCCCGGGUGGCCCUGGAGUGCAAGGAGGCAUUUGCAGAGCUGCAGACAGACAUCAAUGAAUUAACCAGCGACCUGGAUCGCUCCGGGAUCCCGUACCUCGACUAUCGGACAUACGCCAUGAGGGUCCUUUUCCCCGGCAUCGAGGACCACCCUGUCCUGCGGGAGCUGGAGGUCCAAGGGAACGGGCAGCAGAGCGUGGAGAAGGCCUUGAAGCUCUUUGCUCAGCUGAUCAACAACAAAGUCUUCCUCACGCUGGAGCUGCAGCGCAGCUUCUCCAUGCGCGACCGCGGCAACAUGGCCUCGCUCAUCAUGACGGGGCUGCAGGGCAAGCUGGAGUACGCCACCGACGUGCUGAAGCACCUGCUCUCGGACCUCAUCGAGAAGAACCUGGAAAACAAGAACCACCCCAAGCUGCUCCUGCGCAGGACCGAGUCGGUGGCUGAGAAGAUGCUGACGAAUUGGUUUGCCUUCCUCCUGCACAAGUUCCUCAAGGAAUGCGCUGGAGAGCCGCUCUUCAUGCUCUACUGUGCCAUCAAGCAGCAGAUGGAGAAAGGUCCCAUCGAUGCCAUCACGGGAGAAGCCCGUUACUCCCUCAGUGAGGACAAGCUGAUCCGGCAGCAGAUCGAGUACAAGACCCUGAUCCUAAACUGUGUGAACCCGGAUAACGAGAACAGCCCAGAGAUCCCUGUGAAGGUGCUGAACUGUGAUACCAUCACCCAAGUCAAAGAGAAGAUCCUCGAUGCAGUGUACAAAAACGUCCCGUAUUCUCAAAGACCCAGAGCUGUGGACAUGGACUUGGAGUGGCGGCAGGGCCGGAUAGCUCGGGUGGUCCUGCAGGAUGAAGACAUCACCACCAAGAUCGAAGGAGAUUGGAAGCGUUUGAACACCUUGAUGCAUUAUCAGGUCUCGGACCGCUCCGUUGUGGCUCUGGUGCCCAAGCAGACCUCCUCCUACAACAUCCCUGCCUCUGCCAGUAUAUCCCGGACGUCUAUCAGCAGAUACGACUCCACGUUCCGCUACACCGGCAGCCCCGACAGCCUGCGCUCCCGGGCCCCCAUGAUCACCCCCGACCUGGAGAGCGGCGUCAAGGUCUGGCACUUGGUCAAAAACCACGAUCACGGAGACCAGAAGGAAGGAGACCGGGGCAGCAAGAUGGUGUCUGAGAUCUACCUGACCAGGCUGCUAGCUACAAAGGGCACGCUGCAGAAAUUCGUGGACGACUUGUUUGAGACACUGUUCAGCACCGUGCACCGCGGCAGCGCGCUCCCGCUGGCCAUCAAGUACAUGUUCGAUUUCUUGGAUGAGCAGGCGGAUAAGCACGGCAUCCACGACACGGACGUGAGGCACACGUGGAAGAGCAAUUGCCUCCCUCUGCGAUUCUGGGUGAACGUCAUCAAAAACCCCCAGUUCGUGUUCGAUAUCCACAAGGGUAGCAUCACGGACGCCUGCCUCUCGGUUGUGGCUCAGACCUUCAUGGAUUCCUGCUCCACCUCAGAGCAUCGCCUGGGCAAGGAUUCCCCCUCCAACAAGCUGCUGUACGCCAAGGACAUCCCCAGCUACAAGAGCUGGGUGGAGAGGUAUUACGCCGACAUCGCCAAGCUCCCCGCCAUCAGCGACCAGGACAUGAACGCCUACCUCGCGGAGCAGUCGCGCCUGCACUCCGCCGAGUUCAACAUGCUCAGCGCGCUCAACGAGAUCUACUCCUACGUCAGCAAGUACAGCGAAGAGCUCAUUGGGGCUCUGGAGCAGGAUGAGCAGGCGCGUAGGCAGCGGCUGGCGUACAAAGUAGAGCAACUCAUUGGUGCCAUGUCUUUCGAGAGCUGAAGAAAGGCGGCGGUGCUCACGGACGGCAAAGGGCAGAGGAUCGCAUGGACUCUCGGGAAUUCAGAGGGAGAACAAGCAGGAAAGGUGCUGGACACAUCGAAAUACCAAGGCUCUUCUGGAGGGAGCAGAGACUGGCCCCAGGACUGACUGUGCUCAACACCAUCUAGGAUCUGGUCUGAAAAGGCAGGAAGAGUAAAAGACAAAGCAUCUCAAUCCAAGUCAAAUCAAGAGGGAUCAUUUUUUCAAGCAUACAUGGAAAGAAGGAACCUGGAAAGUCUGGAUGUCUACAUGACUGCUGCUUUGCAUGAAAAUUGUUUGAUGUAUAUUAG
Pterocles gutturalis (yellow-throated sandgrouse) is the source of this 3006-nucleotide messenger RNA. RefSeq names its product plexin-A2-like. Gene Ontology annotation, cellular component: semaphorin receptor complex. The record is from RefSeq and is a predicted model, not a curated record. Gene Ontology annotation, molecular function: semaphorin receptor activity. Gene Ontology annotation, biological process: semaphorin-plexin signaling pathway involved in axon guidance; positive regulation of axonogenesis; negative regulation of cell adhesion. NCBI's taxonomy places the organism in Eukaryota, Metazoa, Chordata, Aves, Pterocliformes, Pteroclidae.